Molecule: messenger RNA, 987 nt
Organism: Emys orbicularis (European pond turtle)
Lineage: Eukaryota; Metazoa; Chordata; Testudines; Emydidae
Gene: BPIFB6
Product: BPI fold containing family B member 6
Exons: 9
Coding region: 1-987 (328 amino acids)
Molecular function (GO): lipid binding
Source: RefSeq, a predicted model, not a curated record
AUGACUGAGAGCGACCUUCUUCAGAAACUGGCAGCAGCUGCAGCUAAAAAGCAGCCAGGUGUCAAACCCAUCAAGGGCAUUUCCAGGGUAAAAGUUAAAGACUUUCAACCCCCGGAGAUAACGCUAACAUUCUUACCAGGGACUGGGCUCUUCAUGGCUGUGUUAACUCGCAUAACCAUCACUGGGAAGAGCUUUAUAGGUGCAAAUAUGGAAAUCACAGUGGUUGCGAACAUGACCGCCAAGAACAAACUGUCGCAGGAUGACUUGGGUUGCCCCAAAUUCAGCGUUGGCGACUGCCAGAUUUCUCUCGUUAGUAUUAAAACCAACCUUCCCAGCAGCAUGCUGCCCAAACUUGUGAAUAAGUUCCUGGUUACCACCCUUCAAAAAGUCUUGCCAGACAUGCUGUGUCCAGCAGUGGAUGCUGUGCUUACCCUCGUGAACCAAAAGUUCACCACCCUGGUUUCCCCGAGCUCAGUCGGUGCCGCUGGAAGCAUCCGCUAUGCUUUGCUGAGCCCGCCGGUGACGAGAGAAGAUUUCAUAGAACUGGAUUUAAAUACCACGGUCCUGCACGAGGGCGGAGAUCUCAUUGACCUUCCCACCGACCCCCAAGCUCUUAUCUCCCUGCCGCCGAAAAUGGACUCCGCUACCCAGCUGGCCCUGUCAGUGAAUUUCCUGAGUGCCGAGCUAACUCUCCUACAAACAUCCCUCAACCUUGACGUCACGGAGACCACACUCUCGGAGUCGUUGCCUCCGUCUCAGCCGAUGGUUAUUGAAAUCCGAAUAACUCAACGGCCCGUGCUCACCAUGCAGCAGGACAAAGGCCUCGUGCAUCUCUUCGGCACCGCGGAGUUCCUCACGUCGCAGCCCGACGCUGCUCGGGAGUCCCUCUUCGUCCUCAACAUUCAUAUCAAUUUGGGGACCCAAUUCUCUCUUCAAGAAGAGAAGCUGCGGAUCUCCUUGGCUCUGGACAGGUCAGACGUUCGCUAG